This is a messenger RNA of Protobothrops mucrosquamatus (brown spotted pit viper), 1671 nucleotides long. It is a transcript of the gene CTSC, whose product is annotated as cathepsin C. The transcript has 7 exons. The record is from RefSeq and is a predicted model, not a curated record. NCBI's taxonomy places the organism in Eukaryota, Metazoa, Chordata, Lepidosauria, Squamata, Viperidae. The coding region runs from base 65 to 1459 and encodes 464 amino acids. Gene Ontology annotation, molecular function: cysteine-type endopeptidase activity. Gene Ontology annotation, cellular component: lysosome.
GCUCGGCAGGCUCUUGUGAAUCCGGCGCGCCCGUUUCUCCGCUACGAUCGCCCUGCGCGGUGCCAUGGCGCGCUGGGCAGCCCUGCUCGCCUUGUGUCUGGCCGUCCUCCUGCAGGUCGGGCCAUGCACGGCCGACACCCCGGCCAACUGCACCUUUGAAGACCUGGAGGGCACCUGGGUGCUCCAUGUGAGAAGCGGGCAGGGGCCCCCGACCCGGGAGAUCAAUUGCUCCGACGCGGGUAAGUCGCGCAAAAAAAUAACCGUACAUCUUCAGAAACUUGACAUAGCUGAGGACGAUCGAGGGAAUUACGGCUUUUUCACCAUAAUUUACAACCAGGGCUUUGAGAUUGUCUUGAAUAGCUACAAGUGGUUUGCGUUUUUUAAGUAUAAAAAACAGGGUUCUACUGUGACAAGUUACUGCAAUGAGACGCUACCAGGCUGGGUGCAUGAUGUCCUGGGCCGUAACUGGGCAUGUUUUACUGGAAUCAAGGUCUCACCUUCAGGUCCCCAGGUUCGUGUGCAUCAACUGCCUCCUUGGAAGAGCUCAAGAAGAAUUCAGCAGAGGUUCCAUGUGACUAACUACGACUUUGUGAAAGCCAUCAAUGCUGUUCAGAAAUCAUGGAGAGCUACUGCCUACAGGGAAUAUGACAGACUGACUUUACAAGACCUCGUUCGGAGAGCUGGAGGAUUGAGAUCCAAAACGCCCAGACCAAAACCUGCCUCCCUAACUUCUGAAAUAAUCCAAGAGGCUUCUAAUCUGCCAGAAUCCUGGGACUGGAGAAAUGUGAAUGGUGUUAAUUACGUCAGCCCAGUACGAAACCAAGCCUCCUGCGGCAGCUGCUACGCUUUUGCUUCGAUGGGCAUGCUGGAAGCCAGGAUUCGCAUCCUCACCAACAAUUCUCAGACUCCAACCCUGAGCCCUCAGCAAGUUGUUUCCUGCAGUGAAUACUCCCAAGGUUGUGAUGGUGGAUUCCCUUACCUUAUUGCUGGAAAAUACAUACAGGAUUUUGGCAUAGUUGAGGAGGCCUGCUUCCCUUACAAAGGCACGGAUUCCCCCUGCACUUUUAAGAAUGACUGCUAUCACUACUACACCUCCAACUAUUACUACGUGGGUGGGUUCUAUGGGGGGUGCAACGAAGCCUUCAUGAAACUGGAGCUCAUUAAGCAUGGGCCGAUGGCUGUUGCUUUCGAAGUUUAUAAUGAUUUUAUGUACUACUCGGGAGGAAUCUACCACCACACCGGUCUGAUGGACCCUUUUAACCCUUUCGAACUGACCAAUCACGCCGUUCUGCUUGUGGGUUAUGGCAGGGAUCCCCAGACUGGUCAGCCAUUUUGGAUUGUGAAGAACAGUUGGGGAACCUCUUGGGGUGAGGAAGGUUAUUUCCGGAUCCGGAGAGGCUCGGAUGAGUGCGCUAUAGAGAGCAUAGCGGUGGCUUCCACACCUAUACCUAAAAUAUAGUUGUAAAAUUACCUCAGGAGACCUCUGCCCAGAGAGCAGGAGUGUCCACCCUACAAGUGCAAUGGGUGUUAAUUACAGCUAGUUCUCGACUUAUGACCACAAUUGAGCCCAUUUCCGUUGCUAAGCAAGACAGUUAAGUGAUGCCCCAGUCUGUUGUGUCCCAGCCUACGAGAGUCCUUGUUUAUGCUCACAAGGAUGAAACCCCUCUUCCA